UCACUAAAUAAUUAAUUACCACUAUAUAGUAGCACCACCAAUUAAACAAAUCUAUAGUAUGUAAUAAAAUUCAAUAAGACAAAUGAAUUACAUAGCAUAGUGCAUAGGCUGCACAAAAAGGAAAGCCUAUAUUUGCCUUACAUAUUAUAGGCCUCACAGUUCAUGUCUGUUUCAUAUUAAAGCCAUUGUUAUUAUGACUUUGGAGCUUCGAGAACUGUGAUAACAUAUUGUGCUCUUUCUUAUAUUUAUACAUAGUAUAUAUCACAUCCUUCCUUAGUUUUUUCCCUAAACACAAGGAACUAAAACACUUCACCAGACUCUUUCUUUCCCCUCAGCUUUUUUGUUUCCUUCAUUCCCAUUUUUCUUUUCUUCCUAUUUCUGUUCUGUUAGACCAUAAUUUCAGGAUCUUGUUCUUUCUUCCUUGUUGGGGUGUGUGUUUAUUUGUCCCACUUCACAGUUGUUAUACUUUUAAGACAGAAAUGCUUAUAUCAUAAGAAUUAAACUAUAUCCAUCUUCAAUUUGUUUUGUUUUGACUCAAUAAACAACAUAAUGAAGAAUUGCACUAAGGUUACUAUUGUUGUGUUUAUGCUCUUUUUGAGUGGAAGAUGUUGUGGACAAGAAGAAGAUUCUGAUGUUACUCCAAUGGAGAAAGCAGAGGUGGAAGCUCUGUACUCUACAAUUCAAGGCUUUGUUGGUAAUUCAUGGAAUGGCUCAGAUCUCUAUCCAGAUCCCUGUGGUUGGACUCCAAUUCAGGGAGUCUCUUGUGAUUCCUUCAAUGGACUUUGGUAUGUAACAGUUCUUAACAUUGGACCAAUCCAUGAUAAUUCUCUAAGUUGUGCUGAAAAAUUGGAAUUUAGACAAGAAUUAUUUCAACUCAAGCACCUUAAAGUUUUAUCUUUCUAUAACUGUUUUCAAUCACCAAAUAAGGUUUCAAUUUCAAUCCCUAAUGGAAGUUGGGAGAAACUAGCUGCAAAUUUAGAAUCACUUGAAUUUAGAUCAAAUCCAGGUCUUAUUGGAAACAUUCCCUCAAGUUUUGGUGCUCUAAAGAAUCUUCAAUCCUUAGUAUUACUAGAAAAUGGUUUAACAGGUAAAAUACCACAAGAUAUUGGUAACCUUGUAAAGUUGAAGAGACUUGUUCUUAGUGGAAACAAUUUUAGUGGAACUAUUCCAGAUAUUUUUGGAGGGUUAAGGGAAUUACUAAUCCUUGAUUUAAGCAGAAAUUCAUUAUCUGGAACAUUGCCUUUGACAUUUGGAAGUUUAAUUUCAUUAUUGAAGCUUGAUGUUAGUCACAAUUAUUUAGAAGGGAAGCUUCUAGAUGAAUUUUGUUAUCUUAAGAAUUUGACUCUUAUGGAUCUUAGGAACAAUAGAUUUAGUGGUGGAUUGGUUUUGUCUUUACAAGAGAUGCAUUCAUUGGAAGAAAUGGUUUUGUCCAAUAAUCCAUUAGGUGGUGAUAUAAGAACCUUAAAGUGGGAAAAUCUUCAAAACUUGGUUAUUUUGGAACUCUCUAACAUUGAAUUGAAAGGGGAAAUUCCUGAGUGUAUAUCAGAAUUAAAGAAAUUGAGAUUUUUGGGACUUAAUGAUAACAACCUUACAGGUAACCUGUCACCAAAGCUAGAAAAACUUCCUUCUCUCAAUGCACUUUACCUAAGUGGAAAUGACCUUAAAGGUGAGCUUAAAUUCUCAAAAGGGUUUUUUGGUAAAAUGGGAAGACGUUUUGGGGCUUGGAGCAAUCCUAAACUUUGUUAUCCAGUUGGAGUAAUGUCAACAGAUUAUAUUCCAUAUGGGGUAAAACCAUGCCACCAAGAAGAGGUUCAUUUGUUAAAAUCUAAUGCUAAAAAUGUGCUUCUCAAUGGGGAUAUAAACCAGACUUCUCAUUUCAUAACCUCUUUGGGAUUUUCUACAUGUGAGGCUACUAGUGGUUUCUUGUGGACUUUUAUGAUAUUGGGUCUACUAUUUAAUUUUUAUAUAGUUUUUUAAUCAUCAUAAAGUGUAACUUUGGCUUUUAACCUUUUAGGUGUUACAUUACAACACAAGCUGUUUGUGUUUUUCUAUUUUAUUCUAACAUAAUCUAAUAGUCUUGUCAAUUUGUUAAUUAGAUAACAAGUUUACCUUAACAUUAAUCAA
Messenger RNA from Cicer arietinum (chickpea), 2124 nucleotides. RefSeq names its product piriformospora indica-insensitive protein 2-like. The record is from RefSeq and is a predicted model, not a curated record. NCBI's taxonomy places the organism in Eukaryota, Viridiplantae, Streptophyta, Magnoliopsida, Fabales, Fabaceae.